Anastrepha obliqua is the source of this 4225-nucleotide messenger RNA. RefSeq names its product telomere-associated protein RIF1 (gene Rif1). The record is from RefSeq and is a predicted model, not a curated record. Bases 61 to 4116 code for a protein of 1351 amino acids. The transcript is spliced from 6 exons. Gene Ontology annotation, biological process: telomere maintenance. Lineage: Eukaryota; Metazoa; Arthropoda; Insecta; Diptera; Tephritidae. Gene Ontology annotation, cellular component: nucleus.
GCGCGCUUAAAUUUAGCUUACAUAUAAAAAGCUAUACUCCCAAUAAUAUAUUCUUUGAAAAUGGAUUCUAACUUAGGACGUGGAUUUUAUGAGGUUUAUUGUUCCUCUAAAGAAAUACUAAAGAAUAAACAAAGGCAUUUGUUUUGUAAUAUGUUGGAUCUUUUGUCCAACACUAGUAAGAGUACUCCAGCUGCAGUGGUUGCUAAGAUAAUGCCUGCUGACGAUUUGGUUCGAUUUUGGAUAGAAGAUGUACUACCAUUAGCUUUCGACGAAGAUCCGUCUAUACAGGGAUGUGCUGUAUCAGCUUUGGAACAAGGUUUAUCGACACUAGAUAUUGGGCACAUUCAAGGCUGUAGUGAGUGGAAUAGUGUUAAGAACAUAAUUGUGAAAGAAUAUGCUUCUCGUUUACAUCGCUUGAGAGACGACCGCAGCCAAUACUGGCAUCGAGUUUGGUGUAUACUUAUUCGAUUGCUGGAUCGUGAAAUUUUGAAAAGCGCCAGCACAAUAAACUUGUUUCUGUCGAUUGUUGAGCUUGGAUUUCGUAGCCCGGAUAAUAAUGUGCGUGCAGAAGCUUUUACAUGCUGGCAUCUUCUAAUUCAAAUAUUUGCUAAUCAUAAUCAGUUGUCUUCCUCCAAAAGGCUAAAGCUGGUUUGCAUUCCCCUUAAAUCGUCGCAGUCAAAAACCCCAUAUGUGGCAGCCGUAAAGUUACGUAUAUGGUGGUAUUUGAUAACAUGCUUGGGUCCACACAUAGAAGAUCAUUUUGAAAAUGUCGUUGAGGCAUUUCUUAUAUUUUGCUUUGGAUCAGAAUCGAAAAGUACACCUGGCGUGGCUCAGCAGUACGUAUCCGUCAGGGAAAUGGCACUAACUUGUUUAGCUUCAAUUGUAACCACAGAGCAGGACGAGUUUUUACAACGAUUGCUACGCGAAUAUGAGUUGGAAACGUGUCAACGCUCACCAAUAAUAAGUUUUAAUAUUGUAGAGAAGCAUUGGAAGCCAAUAUUAUUCUCGGUGUUGGAGGCGACUAGCUCGCUAGUCGAAAGUGAAAAGCAGAGUGAUCUUGAACAUCGGCUUUUAAAUGUGCUCAUAAAAAGUGGAACUCAGUUAAUGAUUAGGAGUGAUGUGGCCCCGUUAUAUGAGUAUUUUUGUUCUGGCUUAACGCAAAUAGCCAUAAAGAGUUGCCGGCCGCUGACAAUAGUCCCCAAUGUGAUUGCAACUGAAGGUCUUCGUUUUUCACGAUCAUUAAUAGAUUUGGAUAAUUAUGCUAAAGUAUUGCAAUGUCUAAUAAAAUUUUUGGCAUCAGGGUUUGAAGCUGUAGACCUUGGUAUUAUUGAGCGUUGCAUUACUCUAAUUUUCAAUUUGGAUGCUUUUUUGGAUAAAGGACAUUGCUAUCGUGCUGUGGAAGUCAUAGCUGAUUAUCUUUUAAGCAUGCCAAAUGAUGAAGGUUUUGUACAUUUUGAAGUAAAAUUUUUAAUAUGGCGCUACAUCUCAUCUGAAAUGGUACAUCAUAUAAGGAGUAAUACAUUCGGUCGAUCUGCUGAGGAGUUUGCUCAUAUUUUAAUAUCUUGGAGCUUGUGGCCAUUGCGUAUGAUUAUGGAAUUUACUGGACGUCGUAACAGUUCUAUUUUUGAUGAGCAUUUCUAUUCACUCUGGCAUAACUUGCUGCAACUUACUGAUAAUACCAUGCACAGAUCUAAACAUUUGACAGAAGUCGGCGAAGUUUUAAAUGCAAUUUCAAAGUCUGGUUACGAGUGGGGAAUUUUUAUUAAUCUUUUUAACGCCUACGCUGAGGAGGUAAUAAAACACGAUUGUAGUAGCUUCUUAAAACAGUACGAGCAAUUAUUUUCAAUUCUAAGCGAAGUAAUACAAAAAAAUGUGCAGCAGAAAGAAAAGGAAAAAUUACUCACAAUAUUAAGAUGUGUGCUGCAUAGUUUAAAAUCCUCAGAGCGUAGCUCUUUGAUGGAGAUAAUUAAAUCCACCCUUAAACAUGCCAUACGUAAUUCAACAAAAGAAAGCAUGGAUCCUAAAUUUUUCGGGGAGUGGAAAAAUUCUAUUUUAAACAUAGCACGUGCUUCAAUGGACAAAAAUUAUAUAAGUCAGGUGGCGGAAUUGUUCAAAGAUGAUGUGUAUGUUAUAAUACCCUCAGUGUGGAGUCUUAAGCCUGAAAAAUUAACCGAUAGGCAAAAGGAGCGUUUAGCCGAGAAAACUAAUAUUCCUGCUCUAUAUAACGACAUGAGUCAGUCGCAGGAUUCGCUAAUAAAACCUUGGACGCCGAAAAAAAUAGUUAUUGCGAAGGAAGAUCAAAAUGAAAUAGUUAUAGAGGGUUCGAAUAUGCGUCAAAAAGAAACUAAUACGAAUAAAAUGGAAGCUUUCCAAAGCAGCACUUCAUUCAGUAUACCAAAGGCUAAGUUGGAUAAUUCUGCAAGUCAACGGAAUAUGGAAGUAAGUCUUUUGUUGUCGUCGACUAUUAACAAAGAAAAUGUGCAAGACUUGCCUAACGGUACAACGGACAAAUUAAAAGACAUAAAAAUUCCCGAAAAGAACCCAUCAGAAUGUUCAAAACAGACUAACGAAUGUGAUGAUGAACUCUUAAAAGCAAAUAUAACGGAUCCAAAAAGCGCGCAGGCAUUAAGUCGUGAAUUAUCGCCAAUAGCUCACGAACCGGCCAAAUGUACACUUGAUGAUGUAACGAGGGGACAAUCCAAUGAUAUUCGUCAAGAUCGGCACCUGGAUUGUAUUGAUGGCGGUGGUGCGGACUUGCCAAGCUCUUAUGGGCCAGAAACAUCAAAGGAAAUGUCGCCUAAAAGGACUUCAACAAAGAAUUCCCUCUUGCUAUCACCACCAGAUCGCAAACUAACAAAUAACAACAGUAGCCCAAAGUUACGACCGAAGCCACCAGCACACCUCACCGGACGAGGUGCGCAGCUCAUUAACAUGAUACGUAAUAGGAAAAUAGACGCACAAUCACCGCAAACUGCGAUACCCAGAUUAUCUUUGGCUAGAAAUGAUAGUAUGGAGCGUAUUGUGUCUGAUGCGGACAUGGCAGGGAUUGAGCAUACGUCAACCCCGCUGCACAACAAAGAUAUUUUAACAUUCACUAAACGACUACCGUCGCCUUCUGCCAGCCCGUCAACAAGUAUUUUGAAACGAAGUCUUCGCAGGGAUAGCCUGGAAGAAAUAGCUAUGGAUUCGCCAGCAUGUAAGAAGAAGAGAGUGAGUUUUCAUGAUCCUCCGGUUUCAGUGACCAAGGAAUAUAUAAAAUUCAAUGAUGAAAACAAAAGUAAACCUAAGCGAUGCCUUAUGAUGGAUAAAGUUCAAUCGAGUGCUGAGAAAAUUUCAGAAAAUAAAUAUGCACUGAAGCGGCGAAGUAAACUGGAUAGCAUUAUUGAGAUUGAAAAAUUUGGAUUUCACCAAUCUAGCAAAGCACAAGAUCAGCCCACGAAUUCUGGCGUUCGAUCAGAAGUGUUGGAAGAUGACAAUGUUUGUUGCUUGGAUCCUUUGGGUGAAGAGAACAGACCUAGUGAGAAAACUGCUGGAGAAAUUGCUCAUAACAGAUAUAAUCAAAUAGCUGGGGAAAAUAACAUUGGCUUAGGAAAUUCAAAUAAUUUACUUGAAAUGGCGAUACAAAAGUAUUCUCUAGAAGAACUCUUGGAAAAAUACUUAGAUUCUGGUACUGAUUCAAAAUUAAAGUGCUAUAAUACAAUGUCGAAAAUGAUAUCGAAAGGUAUGAGUGGCGAUUCUAAGAUAAAAGGUAGCGUUCUCGAAGCGCUUUCCGAAAACCAUUCAAAAGAUUUUCUAGAUCAUGCAAUAAGAGAAAAUCUUGCAUCGGUGGUAUGCGAUCGGCUGAAUUUACCCUCAGUUAUUGAAUACGUAUGUGAAAAGUCAAAAAUUAAUACGACUUGUAGAGCAAAUGUAUUGCUACAAGUUCCGGAUAUCUUAAAGCAUUGCAAACAAGACGCGGAGCGCUUAAAGUUUGUUCAAACAAUAUUGAGUAGCAUCAGCUUAAAAGAUGCCGAUAUUCUGGAUGUGAUUAAUACUUUGUUGCGCAUGCGAUCCAUGGACAAAACAAGUUCUGCAACAGUUUCAGAAGCCGCCAUAGAUUCUUCAUCUAACCUAUAAUGCCUAGCUUUAAAUGACCAUGUAAACUUGUCUAUGGCGAAAGAAUAUUCAUACAUGCUAUGUACAUAUAAUAUAAGAAAAAUAAAGUUUCUUAAUUUGGCCAAUAAAA